Molecule: messenger RNA, 2498 nt
Organism: Ricinus communis (castor bean)
Lineage: Eukaryota; Viridiplantae; Streptophyta; Magnoliopsida; Malpighiales; Euphorbiaceae
Exons: 2
Coding region: 517-1599 (360 amino acids)
Source: RefSeq, a predicted model, not a curated record
CAUAUUUUCUCUCUGUCUCUGGCGCAAGAUUUUCCUUUUUUUCAUUUUUAAACGGCCCAGCUUUAGCCACCUAACCGAAAACACCCUUAUCCUCAUCUUUCUUCCAUAUUUACCCUUCUCGUUUUCUCGAAAUUACUUUAACACCCACAUCAGAACUACUGAAAAUUUCUGUUGUAAUUUCAGGGAAGCACAGGGACAAAUGCUGUGACAUGCCCACCAAUCGGACAGGGCAAUAACUCUGUCUGUCAAUGUCAUCCCCGCGCUAGGAUCCCCAAAUCCAGCCAAAAAUUGGCGGAAUCUCCGCUACUGAUCAAACGUUUCGUCAUUUCUAUUUCUUUCAAUUUCUCGCCCAUUUCAAAUUCUUUAAAGCCCACCAAGAAAUCUCAAUUCCUUCUCACGAGCACAUUAUAUAUGCACUCAAAUCUUUCACUCCACUCAUUUUCUUGAUUAGGGAUUCCAAGAAAUUCGCUUUCUUGAUUAGGGUUUCAUUUUAAGAACAAGAAAAGGAAAAAGAAGAUGAAAGCUUCUUUAAAGUUUCGUGAAGAACAGAAGCCUUUAUUUAGAGCUAAAGUUCCAUUGACUAUCUUAGGGUUACCAUUUCAAUCAGGAAUUGUAGCUGGUGAGUCCAAAGAACUCACUCUCAAUCUUUCUACUUUCUUUGAAUCUGGACCUUCCAUCAAGAUUGCUUACCGUCCUAAUGAUGUUUUUAAUCCUUUUUCUCUUGUUGUCAAGACUGGAAUGGGUGCUUUCGGUUCCCCAAUUUCAAGCUCGUUGCUAAUGAGUGCCGAAUUCAAUUUGCUUAGUAUAGGAAACCCUAGUUUCAUGCUCCAUUUCAAGCCUAAAUUUGGGGAUUUUUCAAUCAAGAAAUCUCAAUCUUCUAGUGCGUUCGAUAAAAAUGGGAACUGGACUGGGUCUUUAGAUAAUUUGAAUGACGAUGGGUCAAUUGAAGUUGUGGAUUCUCCUGUGUUGUCUAAUGGACUUUCUGAGAAGAAAAUUAGGGUAUUGCCACAGCCUACUGCUAGUGCUAUUGUUGGGGCCUUUUCUGGUGUUGAAGUCACGGCAAGUACUAAGCUUCCGGUGAGAAGUCGUGCUAUGAUGAAUUUUAGGUGGGGAGUUAGAGUUCCUGCUGAGAUUAAGAGCGGUAGUAGUGAUUCAAUGGCUGGUAUUAACUUUAGAAAUAUUCCAUUUUUAGUGAUGAAUAAGAUAGGGAUAGAGCAUGUCGAUAGUUGCGAUGAUUCAAAAUCAAAAGGGAAAGUGAUGACCCCUCUUAAUGUAACAAAGUUGGGGUCUGAGUUGAGAAAUGUUGAUAUGGCAGAGGCUUGUCUGAGUGUUAAGAAGCAGAUGGAGGUUUUGCAAGCUGAGAAUGGGCUACUGAAGAAAGCUGUGGAUGAUCUUAGGCAGGAGAUAUCAGGUAGAUUGAGUUUUCCGGUGGCAGAUUCUAAUGCUGGUAGACACAGAGAUAUUGAGAGGAAUGCGAUAAAAAAUGGUGGGGGUAGUAGAGUUGAAAGGAGAAGCAAUGAAAAGAAAGCAGUGGAAAGUGAUGUGAAUGAGGAGUUGAAGAAGGCUUUGAAGGGAAAUGUUGGUGUUAGUGGUGCUUGAAUUUGUCGAUAUUGCUGAUGGGUAUAUAAAUAUGAAUGCUGCUAAGUUAAGUGGUUUACUAGCAGGAUUACAUGGGAAAAAGACAACCUAAAGUACAAGUUUCUCCUAGUACUACUGAAUCCCCAAGCAGACUUCCCAUUUAUUUGUAUUGGAGGAAGAACACAAGAUAAGAAACAUCAUAUUUCGUUGUGGCAAACCCACUUGAAGUUGAGAUCCCAGGAACUAGAAGCCACAUUUCUGAGCAUGCUCGUUCUGGAAAAACCAUAACCUUUCUUUGUAUAAGUACUGUACUGGUGUUACUUCUCCUGAGAGCAACACAAACUUUCUAUGAUUACUGAAUCAUGAGGAUGUCAGAAGAAGCACCAAGAGCCCAGCCAGCUCACUCAAUCUAUAUGUCCAUGCUUUUUUAGUUUAUGAGUUGUACAUACAUGAAAGCGAUCCUGCUUGUCCACUUUCCUUGGAUUGGAGCAUCUUCUUCCUGAAUUUCUACUGCUACAACAACCUCUGUUAAUAAUCUUCUUCAGCAUUCAGACUAAAACAAGCAUCUUUUAUUCGUAAUCUGUCGAGAAUUUUCAUAAACCUAUAAUUAUUGCCGUAAUUACCAAGUAGAUCGGAGGACAAAGUUUACUUAAAUGGACUAGAAAAGUAUAGCUUAGUUCAUUUCUGACUUUCUCUUGAAUGACAUUUCCGACUUUUCCUAUUCUAGAGUGAUUGAAAUAAAUUGAAGAAUUCAAGGGCGUUUACAACUCAGACAAAAUGUUGGCAGCGGUUUCAGUUUGAUAUUACAAGACAAAAAAAGUUGCUUUCAAUUCAAAUGUAUCACUUCAUUUAUUGUUGAUGGAUUUUCUUCAUUAGUUGUUUUUAUUAUCACUUACAUCCAACAAUCUCAAACAAAUCAA